This is a messenger RNA of Nerophis ophidion (straightnose pipefish), 6893 nucleotides long. It is a transcript of the gene smad3a, whose product is annotated as SMAD family member 3a. The transcript has 8 exons. Gene Ontology annotation, molecular function: RNA polymerase II cis-regulatory region sequence-specific DNA binding; I-SMAD binding; DNA-binding transcription factor activity, RNA polymerase II-specific. Gene Ontology annotation, biological process: regulation of transcription by RNA polymerase II; BMP signaling pathway; SMAD protein signal transduction. Bases 258 to 1535 code for a protein of 425 amino acids. The record is from RefSeq and is a predicted model, not a curated record. Gene Ontology annotation, cellular component: heteromeric SMAD protein complex. Lineage: Eukaryota; Metazoa; Chordata; Actinopteri; Syngnathiformes; Syngnathidae.
AAGUGUAGCUCGGGACUAGGUUUCUUGGCGGAGGGGUCCUAAUUCCACAGCCGUGUAGUUCGCUGUUGAGCUUCAGUCAGGCGGACUUGAGUUUGCCGCGACUGCAACAUUUCACUCUGGCAUGCGACUCUACCACCAUAAUAACAUACAAAUAUCCACUCAAUAACGACUGCAAUUGUUGGCUUUUUUUUAAUCCAGCGGGCGACACUUGUGGACACUGGAAGGACUAAACGGUACGCUUUAAAAAAAAAAAAAAAAUGUCAAUUUUGCCUUUCACUCCCCCCAUAGUCAAGAGACUUCUGGGCUGGAAGAAGGGAGAGCAGAACGGCCAAGAGGAGAAGUGGUGCGAGAAAGCCGUGAAAAGUCUUGUGAAGAAGCUGAAAAAGACGGGACAACUGGACGAGCUGGAGAAAGCCAUCACCACCCAGAACAUCAACACCAAAUGCAUCACUAUUCCAAGGUCUCUGGAUGGCCGCCUUCAGGUUUCCCACAGAAAAGGCCUGCCGCAUGUUAUCUACUGUCGCCUGUGGCGUUGGCCCGACCUGCAGUCCCACCAUGAGCUGCGAGCAGUGGAGCUGUGCGAAUACGCCUUUCACACAAAGAAGGACGAGGUGUGCGUCAACCCUUACCAUUACCAGAGAGUCGAGACCCCAGUCCUCCCUCCUGUGCUGGUGCCCAGACACACAGAGAUCCCGAGUGAGUUUCCACUUCUGGAUGACUACAGCCAUUCAAUCCCUGAAAACACCAACUUCCCUGCUGGCAUUGAACCCCAGAGCAACUACAUACCAGAAACGCCGCCACCAGGCUACCUCAGUGAGGAUGGCGAAACCAGCGAUCACCAGAUGACCCACAGCAUGGACACAGGUUCCCCAAACCUAUCGCCCAACCCUGUUUCCCCCACACACAAUAACCUGGAUCUCCAGCCUGUGACGUACUGCGAACCGGCCUUCUGGUGCUCAAUUUCCUAUUAUGAGCUCAACCAGCGGGUAGGAGAAACCUUCCACGCAUCACAGCCCUCCCUGACGGUAGACGGUUUCACAGACCCUUCCAACUCAGAGCGUUUCUGCCUGGGCCUCUUGUCCAACGUCAACCGCAAUGCUGCAGUGGAGCUAACAAGAAGACACAUUGGCCGCGGAGUUCGACUCUAUUAUAUCGGAGGAGAAGUCUUCGCUGAGUGUCUUAGUGACAGCGCCAUCUUUGUGCAGAGCCCCAACUGUAACCAGCGCUACGGCUGGCACCCUGCCACUGUCUGCAAGAUCCCACCAGGCUGUAAUUUAAAGAUCUUCAACAACCAGGAGUUUGCUGCCCUGCUGGCCCAAUCGGUCAACCAGGGCUUUGAGGCCGUGUACCAGCUCACCAGGAUGUGCACCAUUCGCAUGAGCUUUGUCAAGGGAUGGGGUGCAGAGUACAGGCGACAGACGGUGACCAGCACCCCCUGCUGGAUCGAGCUGCACCUAAACGGGCCCUUGCAAUGGCUGGACAAGGUGCUCACGCAAAUGGGCUCGCCCAGCAUCCGCUGCUCCAGCGUGUCCUAGGGAACCUCCUGCUCACAUGUAUGUCUGGGACUGAAAACACACAUCUUGUAUGCAAAAGUUGACCCUCGCAUUGUUUCCCCACCAGCUGUCAGUAGCACUUUUUAUACAUUUUAUAUGGCAAAAGGGGAGACGUGCAUUAAAGCAGGACCAUGCUAGUAUGAACUCUGCCUGUUGUUGAUGAUCUCAUGGCAUUUUUAUCACAUCUUCAGUUGGUGAACAGAAUGAGAGUGUGGUUCUUUUUCAGUUAAGAGAUUCAUAUUCAUGUUUUUAAAGAUCUUCAUGUUGUACAUACAGUAUGCAUUAACUGCAGCAAUUUGUGUCUUGAGCUCUCGUUAGUUGGCCCAUUUGAGGACUUGUGAACGCCAAGUACAGUGGAACCCGCUUAUGUCGACAGCUCGUCAAAUCCCGGGCUUCUUUCUUUUAAUUGUUACUGAAAAGUACCUGCUUAAGUCGAUGUUGACAUAGAUUCAUUGCUAUGAAAAAUCGACGGGUGUUGAUCAUGAUCAAAUGGCAGCAAGCAACCAUGGCUUAAUUCUGUCUCGCUUAUAGCAGCUUCCUGUACAGUGUAAGUUUAGAUUGUUUGUCGAAUCGUAGUCAAGUAAUGCAUUGGAAUUUUAACCAAUAUGGGUUGUACUUGUAUAGCGCUUUUCUACCUUCAAGGUACUCAAAGCGCUCUGACACUACUUCCACAUUUACCCAUUCACACACACAUUCACACACUGAUGGAGGGAGCUGCCAUGCAAGGCGCUAACCAGCACCGAUCAGGAGCAAGGGUGAAAUGUCUUACUCAGGACACAACGGACGUGACGAGGUUGGUACUAGGUGGGGAUUGAACCAGGGAGCCCCGGGUUGCGCACGGCUACUCUCCCACUGCGCCACGCCGUCCCUAAUAAUCAAUAAUAAUCAAUCAAUUCCUUUAUUGUCAUUGUCAUAAUAACACUCAAGUCAUACAUGCCAACAAGAUUUAGUUUGAGCUUUAUCUAGCGGCAUAGAAACAUGCAUACAGUUACAAUAAAGUACAUCCCAUAUUUACAGUUUCACAGUACAUAUGCAAAAAGGAGUUGGAACAAGCAGAGCAUAUAGAAUCUCGAACCUAUUUCUGUUUAGAAGCAAGUCAUAUUUGUAUAUUAACUCAAGAAUUAAAAAAAAGUGAAAUCACAAAAAUCCAAUCUCCUUAUGACUAAAAAAAAUCACUGGUUAAUUAAUUAUUUGAUAUUAUUAGUCAUUAAUUGCAAUUUAUGAAUUAUUUAUAGAAUAAAUCAUUAUUGAAUCAAUAAUAUUUGAUUAAUAAAGUAAAGUAAGAAAUAAUAUAUAUCAUUAUUAGUAAAUAAUUGUAUUAACAAAUAUUUUUUUAUUUUGGUUAUGUCGGCAGCCAAGGAUGUCUACAACCACUAAUUUCAGCGUAUGUCAGCUCAGAAAGCCGUCGACAAAAACGGUUUACACUGCUGGAAUUCGUGUUUCAAAGUCACAUGUUAAUGAUUUAUUAAUCAUUCAUCAAGUUUUGACUUUGAAAAUGUUGAAUUGUUAAAUGACAUAAAUAUUGAAUAAAUAAAUGAUUAAGUAUUACUACACUAUUUGAUUGGUAAUCAAAAAUUAAUUAUUGGUUUAUUAAUUAUUCAUUGUAUUCAAAUUAUUUUUGAUUUUGGUUAUGUCAACAACUGCUUAUGUCGACGUCAACAGGUUUCACUACUUGAACCAGUUUUAAUCCAGUAACUUGUGACUUUGGAAAUUGAAAUGAAUGAAUUGAUUCCAAAAUCAAUUAUGAACAAAUAAUUGAUAUACGAGCAGUAUGUAUCCAUCCAACCAUCCAUUUUCUACCGCUUAUUCCCUUUGGGGUUGCAGGGGGCGCUGGUGCCUAUCUCAGCUACAACCGAGCGGAAGGCGGGGUACACCCCAGACAAGUUGCCACCUCAACCUACUCAGUGGCCUAGUGGUUAGAGUGUCCGCCUCGAGAUCGGUAGGUUGUGAGUUCGAAUCACGGCCGAGUCAUACCAAAGACUAUACAAAAUGGGACCCAUUACCUCCCUGCUUGGCACUCAGCAUCAAGGGGUUGGAAUUGGGGGUUAAAUCACCAAAAAUGCCCCCACCUCCCAGGGGGUGAUCAAGGGUGAUGGGUCAAAUGCAGAGAAUAAUUUCGCCACACCUAGUCCCUGACUACUCAGGACCUUCGUAUUGUGAGGCAGACGCACAAACCCCUCUGCCACCGUGAAGCCCGAGCAGUAUAUAAUUUAUUAAAUAUGAUUUCAUUGUUAAUUAUUAAUUUUAUUUUUCCAACGAUAGUCACUCACACACUAGGUGUGGUGAAAUGCAUUUGACCCAUCCCCAUGUGCACCCAAUGGGAGGUGAGGGGAGCAGUGAGCAGCAGCAGUCGGAAAUAAUGUUGGUGAUUUAACCCCCAAUUCCAACCCUUGAUGCUGAGUGCCAAGAAGGGAGACAAUGUGUCCCAUUUACAUGGUCUUUGGUAUGACUCGCCGGGGUUUGAACUCACGACCUUCUAGCAGGUCUUUUACAAAUUAUUUCUAACUUUGGUUAUGUCGACAACCGCCUAUGUCAAUGUUUGUCAGCUAGUCCGAGGAGCGUCGCUAUAAACAUGUUCCACUGCUGGUUUCACAAUUCCUACUGUGGCCCUGAAAAAAAAAAGAGCCGUUCUCUAGACCCGACUGUUUGAUAAACACAAAGAGCUCACUGUUUAUUGUUUAUUGUUUACAGCUCAUCUGCCGCCUGCGUGAGUGUUUGUGUGUGAGUGUGUGAUUACCAAACCUCACUUCCUCCCUUCAAUAUAAAGCACAAAAGAGUCCGCUCCUCCUCCGUCAGGACUGGUUAAGUCGUCAUGGUGCAUCAGGAGGAGACCAGCGUUGACGUGAGUGAGUAGUCAGCAUGUUAGCGACAUCCACGCUGAAAGAAAGCAUCUAACUUGUUCAAGUGUAAUAAUGAGGAAACUUUUUAUCAAUGCUUCAACUCUCAGGACUGUAAAAAAAACAAAAACAGCUUAAUAGUACACAGAAAGAAGAGUAAAAACUGAUCUAUGUUUAUAAAGUUUUUCAUAAAAGGAAGCAUGUAAAUAACAGUAGCUACUCCAAAUCUUUUUUUUUAGUAUUUAGUUUAUAUUGCAUUUUAUAAUUAUGACCCUUUCUAAUGUUGAUGUUUGGAAGGAUGGAUGAUGAAAGAACCUCUGGUUUUCUUCUAAAACAAAAGUACUCCAGUAUCUGAAUAUAUUCCUAUUAUGUUCAUUGUUUGAAUGAAGCUAGCUUUUUGGUGCCCACUGAUGCUAAUAUUUAACAUUGUUGGGACAAAAGAGCACUGACUUCACUUUUUAAUCCCCAGAACUUCAAUUUGUUUCAGAAAAGUAGUAUCUACCAAUCUGAGAUGUGACACUGAAAGCCACAGUCCCUAAGUUAGGGGGUCCAAAGUCCAUCCCAGGAAACUGUUGCAUGCCCACAAUAUAUAGUUGUUUGUUUUACCAACAACUUGUUAGUUUUUGUUAGCCUGCUGCUUUUUGUUGUUGAAACAAACAUUAUGCAUGGCUGGCCCACAUCAGAAAAACAAUUCAGAAGUCCCUGAUUUGGAUUUUCAAAAAAUAUAUAUAUACACAUAUAUAUACACCACUGCACAUCAAACAAUCUACAAUUGUUAUUAAAAAAUAAUAGUGAUUAUUUGAUGUUUUUAAAUUAUAGAUGAGAAAACCAAAAACAAAAAAAAUAUGCAUCUUAAAAGUAAGAAUUUUUUUUAAAUGUGUAUUCGUUCCAGUAGUUCCUUUCAAAAAAGUGAAACCUUUUACAUGGUAUAAAUUCACUGGACAGAGUGAAAUCAUUCAAGAAUGUAUUUCUUUAUUAUUUUAAUAGGCUUAUAUCUAAUAAAAAAUGUAUCUCAUGAAAUGUGUGAAAAUGCCCAAAAUAAAUGCAAUAUUGUUUUACUCUAGUUUAAGCUCCAAUUUAAAAAAAUACUCACAUUUAUUGAAAUAAAUGACUUAAUUUUUUUGUAAUUUCUAAUCCAACAAAAUCCUUGCUAAUGUGAUUUUAAUUUGGGAAAUAGUUAAAAGUAAUUAUAAGUAUACAUGUAAAGAGUGGCUUAUCUUUAAAUAAUCUUGGGGGUUGUAACACAAAAUAGUGUAUAACAUUCGGAAAAUUAGGAAAUGUUUUAAUUUAUAACAAUUUUGGAUUAAAGAUAAAGAAACAUGUUUUGGUCCAUCUCUCUUUAUCUAUAUGUAUAUUUAUGUAUAUAUAUAUAUAUAUAUAUAUAUAUAUAUAUAUAUAUAUAUAUAUAUAUAUAUAUAUAUACAUACAUACUGUAUGUAUAUAUGUAUCCAAAUAUAUAUAAUAUUUGGAUGAUUGGGAAUUUUUUAAUAAUAUAUUUUAGUUUGAAAAUAGCGAAAAUUUGUUGGCCAAUAUAUUUAUACAGUUUUUGGAUAGGAAUAAAAAAUUUGGAAUUUACGGUUUAUUUAAUCAUUUAAUUAUUUAAAAACGUAAGAAAAAUGUUUUAGCCUAUAUAGUUAUACAGUAUUUGGAUAAUCAGGAAAUUUAUCAAAACAGGUUUGAGAUUUAAUUAAAAAAAUCGAUAUAUAUAAAUAUAGAUAUGUAUACAUUAUUUGGAUGGUCAAAAAUGUUUUUUAUACAAAUUUUAAAUUUAUAUAAAAUAAAAAAGAGGAACAUGUUUUGGCGUAUACAUAUACAUUCAUAUAGUAUUUUGAUAAUCAGAAAAAGUAACAAUACAAGUUGUAAAUUUUAAGAAGGCAUUAAGAAAAAUAUUUUACACAUAAAAACACACAUUUUGGGCAAUAUAUGUAUACAUAUAUAUAUUUAGGAAUAAUAAAGAAAUGUUUCAAUAAAUACAUUUUGGAAUAAAAAUUAAGAAAAAUUAUUUGGCCUACAAAUAAAUAUAUUUUAGAUAAUUAAGAAAUAUUUUAAUCAACCCAUUUUGAAUAUAAAAAUAUUGCUCUAUUUAUUUAUACUGUACAUAAUUUGGAUAACCAGGAACUAUAUUAAUUCACAUUUGAAAUACAUAAAACUGCAAUUGGCUUUUUUUCCAAAUAGUUCCGGUAAAUAUAUUUGACUGCCAUCCAUUGUAUUGUUUUGAGUGUGUUUAUAAACACCGAUAUGAAGACUAGCCAAGUACUUCUUUCAUUCUUUUUCAUGCGGCUCCUUGGUGUAAAAAGUUUGGACCCUCUGCCUUAAGGGCUCUUAUUAGACCCCUGUAGUAACCUCACAGCGCUUACACUUCUCCAAGCUCUUGUCAUCUUUAUUGGUUUUGUUUUGUGCUUAUGUGUGAAUUGUUCAUUUUAGAUGUCUGAUAUACACUUGUCUUUUAUGUUUUCUGUCUAUUUGUUUGGUCUAUGAAAUAAAAAAUAAUAAUAUCUUUUGA